AUGGUUUCUGUUGAGGUAAGUCAGUUUCUCAGUUAACUUUUGAACUGGUACUUUCUCUGUGAGUAAGGAAUCAGACCUGCCGAAGGUCAGACUGUGCCUUCACCAGGUUGCUAAGAUGAGGAUGUAUUGCUAGAAAGAACAAAAUGAAUUUCCUUGUCAAUGGUCACCGUCUGUCCCUACGUGUCUCUCAGAUUAAGUUCGAAACUCUCACAUUUCUGUACCCCACGCAACCUAAAGUCGACAUUCUAGCAGCGUGGUUAGUUGUAUACUGGACUCCUGACCGCUCAGUCCUUUUUACACGACUGUAAUUGCUGGGCUGUGUACGUUGAAGAUGAGUGAAAACUGGAUGUGUUUGGCCUUCGCUGCCUGAGGGCCAUCCUUCGAGUGAAGCACACUGACGUGUUUUCAGAGGAGACAGCCCACACGCUGCAACAACAUCGCCAGGAAACUACAGACCACACAGAAAUUACGGCUGAGAUGGUUUGGACACGUCCUUCGUCGGUCGUCUCAUGAGGACUUUGCCCCGAUCAACUGGAAGUCUGCCUCGACACAGGUCGCCAAGGCAUGGCGGUUGAUCUUGAACCUCCUUUGUUUGGUCUCCGUCGCUGGAGGAAAGAGUGGGCCGAGUUAUCCGGAUCAACUGCGGCAAACCGUCGUGCGUGGCGCGGUGCAAUUUGCGACAGCACCGAGGCCGUCUAGAUCAUGCAUGAUCACAGCUGUACCAAGCUUGGACCGAACAGUUGGCGACCACAGAUAGGAGUGUGCGUGUGUAUAUGUUGGAAUUAACCAAAAUAUCUAUUCCGACGCCUCUGGUGUUUCCUUGUGGUUAGAAGCAUUGGUUUUUGGACAUUUUCAGUCCUAGACAGACAGACAGACGGUCAUCCAAUAGCGGAGAAGUCCUAGGGCAUCAGUUCACUUCUGGAUGCCUAAUGAUACUGCAGCUCUCCUGGCUCGGUGGGGGAUCACGUUAUAUCAGAUGUUUUCCUCACUGCUGACGGACCCCGUUGCUGGGUGGCGCGCAUACAGCCACGGGCGCACCGGCAGUAGUCAGACAACCGCAGUCAUCAGUGCUUCGUUAGCCAGUGAAUACGUCCUCCCCGAACUUACAUCCCAGAUGACACGCCAUUGCGGUUGUUUUCUGUGGAGCUGAAGAAGACAAUCAUCCCAAUAGUUUAUUCUCCACAGACUGAGUUAGCCGGGUGAUGCAUCGAGGUCAGGAAGCGUGUACGCAUGUUAAUCCACAGACACUUUUGACCGGAGUGCUAGUUCGGGUCUGUUUGGGAGGCGUGCGUCCACCUGCUUGGGAUGCAUGAGAUGCUGUGAUUGGCUGACUUGAACUGCUCCCAUUUUGGAUGCGUGCGCGCCAUGCGAUGAUCAAACCCGUAAGAUGACAGGAAGUUACUCGCCAGGCGCGUUGUGCAAUGAUUGGAUUAGAUUGAUCUGAAUCGCCAAACGUCGUCCUGUCAUUUGUCGUCUGGCGCCGUGCGCGGCGUACACAUUCUAGCACAACACCCUGUCUGCCCAGCCCACUUUGACGGUGAGCUUAUUUUAUGCCUAAAACAGAGCUGAAUUUACCACUGACCCAUGCAAACGUUUUGUUGUGGCGUCUGCUGUGGGGCAAUCUGGAAAGACGUUUAAUUCAUAGACUUUUCUUCGCACUCUUGUAGACGCAAAUUAGAGACGAGUUUUGACAGAUGGCUAGGUCAGCACCAUGCAACCAUCACGUGAAAUAUCAGGGCACACUACAUAUUCGUUGUCGCACCGCUCCACUAUACGCGUGAUUUGCUGGCUAACAGUCCCCGAAAGACGAUUCAUCUGUUGUGUCUGGCUAUCGAUCACCAGUUUGCAACAGGCACAUGGCAGUUUUUAGAACGUCCAGAACAUUGAACCUCUUAACUGACUAAUCUAGUUAUCACCUGCUAUGUGCGUUUGCGUCGCAAAUUUUAUGUGGUUUUUAGCGAGGAAAUCUAACCACAUGCAUCUUCAGCAAGGUCCUAAUGACGGAUAUCUUUUUCCAGUAUGUCUUCUGCGCAAAUUGCACCUUAACAAGGGAAUACCGACUUUGUUUGUUCUUUCCACUUUGACGAGAAACCUGUUUUGCGAGUGUUAAUUGAUUACGUGGUGUUAAAACCAUGCCUAUGGUAACAGUAGAGCAUCUUCGCAUGAGUAUUUUUCCAGUCUCUGCUACUAAUACCCAUUGCUGCUUAACGCUUGAGAUCGUUUCUCCCAAGAAUGCUCCGAACUCCUACCAAUAUCAUCAAUUCUUUCCCUGGUGUAUUUGUGUCAGUCCAUGAAACCCCUGUUAGAUUAAGAUCAGUGUGUUGUCUCCCCUCUCUCCAGGAAGAGGUUCUACGACAGCCAGUUUUGGGUCGUUUGAUCAUCCGUGACCUGUCUCUCGAGGACCGAUGGAGUUGUGUGCAGGUCUUCCCCAGUUGGAAGGACUUGAUGCCGACGCCACUGAUGUUGACGGCACGAUCUCAGACCAACAUACUCCGACUUAUGACCCAACUGGGAAACGCAGAGGGCGAGUCGAGUGCCUGUGUGUGGGACAAUGAGGCCUUCAUCCUGCUUUGCAGCAUUACGCAGUCCCCACAGUGUCGUUGGGUAAACCUAGUGACUUUGGAUCUCAGCAAGCAGGUGAUGCCCCUCAAAGAUCUGCUCCGACUCUUCCGCAUCCCAUCCUCCGAUGGCAGAGUCUCACCCUUCUUCUGCCUCCGUCAACUCUCCGCCGCCUUCACACAAGUCAAUUUCCCCACAGAAGGCGGUGGGUUGAAGGAAGUGGACGACACCGAGGUCCUGCCGCCUCCAGUUCUUGAUUCGGCGGAGAUAUGCGUUGUGCCCAAUGUGCAGAUGAACUGCGGUUACUUGGGCGAGUUCAUGCACUUGGUUAGCCACGUCAGUCGUCUAACUCUGCGUGAUCGGGACAGCUACGUGGUGCACACCAACGACUCCUGGUACACCUGGUACUGCCGACAGAAAUUCCCCACUGUCUAUCCUAAUCUUACCGACCUCAAGGUGACUGUUUUUUCGGAAUUUCUGUCAGUACUGACCCGAGCAAGUCCUGGAGGCCUGAUCUCCUGGUUCCCCCGCCUCAAGACACUCAAUUUGCACGCACAUGGGAAUUACAUUUCUCGGAGAGAUCUGGAGAAGCAUAAGGAGACCUUAAAGGGCAUUGAAGUGGUUGUGGACAAGAAUGUGGUGAGUCGGAAUUUUCCAAAUUCUAGUACCAUCUUUUCCCGGAGUUAG
Molecule: messenger RNA, 3246 nt
Organism: Spirometra erinaceieuropaei
Lineage: Eukaryota; Metazoa; Platyhelminthes; Cestoda; Diphyllobothriidea; Diphyllobothriidae
Source: the annotation of a GenBank genome assembly